Molecule: messenger RNA, 4814 nt
Organism: Polistes dominula (European paper wasp)
Lineage: Eukaryota; Metazoa; Arthropoda; Insecta; Hymenoptera; Vespidae
Product: serine/threonine-protein kinase SIK1
Biological process (GO): microtubule cytoskeleton organization; protein phosphorylation; intracellular signal transduction
Cellular component (GO): cytoplasm
Molecular function (GO): ATP binding; tau-protein kinase activity
Source: RefSeq, a predicted model, not a curated record
GAGUGGGAGCGCCGAGAGCAGAGGGGUGGCAAUAUGGCUGCCGGUCAGUCGGUAUCGAACCGCCGUGCCGUCACGAGAGUAACGCGGACCGCGUGCGGUCACGGCACAUCUCCGUGACCGACGAAGAGAAUUCUAAGAGAGAAAGAGAGAGGAGAGAGAGAGAGAGGAAAAAAAUAAAAGAAAGAGUGUUAAAGAAAGAAAAAGAAGAGAAUAGGGAUAUCUAAAAAGAUAAAGAUAUAUCAAAGAGGGCGACGUCUCUACCGAUGGCACUGUUCUCCCGGUGCGACGUACCCCUCGAGGUCGACGAUACCAACGUCUAUUACAAUACUUAUCAUCCUCAUCCUAAAACAAUUAACGACGUAAAUCCUCAUAGACUUGGAUGGUCUCAUUGACCGGCUUCUAAAAUCGCUAAGGAAUAAAGGCUUAGGAUUGACAGUAUCCAAAAUAUUGUUCACUUGUAAACGGUAGAAAAAUAUUUGAUAAAAAUGGAUACCGGAACUAGCCAAGGUAAAAAGCAAAUCCGUGUGGGUUUCUAUGACAUAGAAGGAACUAUCGGUAAAGGAAACUUUGCCGUAGUAAAAUUAGCUAGGCAUAGAAUCACCAAAACAGAGGUUGCUAUCAAGAUAAUCGAUAAGACUCAACUAGAUCCUACUAAUCUAGAAAAAGUUUAUAGGGAAGUUGAAAUUAUGAAACAACUAGAACAUCCCCAUAUUGUUAAAUUAUAUCAAGUUAUGGAAACUAAAAAUAUGAUAUAUAUGGUAUGCGAAUACGCAAGUAAAGGAGAAAUAUUCGAUUACAUAGCACAAUAUGGAAGGAUGGGUGAACCAAGAGCACGGGCAACGUUUGCCCAAAUCCUAUCUGCAGUUGAAUAUUGCCAUGCGACAGGCAUAGCUCACAGAGAUUUGAAGGCUGAAAAUUUGCUCCUAGAUGCUCAAAUGAACGUUAAGAUUGCUGAUUUUGGUUUUAGCAAUAGAUUCGCACCUGGAGAGCGAUUGAGUACAUGGUGUGGAAGCCCUCCUUACGCUGCUCCAGAAGUAUUUAGAGGAAAACAUUACGCUGGUCCAGAAAUUGAUGUUUGGAGCUUAGGCGUCGUGUUAUAUGUAUUAGUAUGUGGUGCACUGCCCUUUGAUGGAUCUACACUUCAAUCUUUAAGAGAUCGCGUGUUAAGCGGUAGAUUUCGUAUUCCAUAUUUCAUGAGUACAGAUUGCGAGAGUCUCAUACGUAAAAUGUUAGUUUUGGAACCUGCAAAACGAUACACAAUCCCACAAAUAAAAAGGCAUCGUUGGAUGGCAGGUUCAGCAGAUACUGUUUGUUCAGCUAUUAUAACUAGAUCGUCACCAUCUAUUCAAGAACCUAACGAACAAAUACUUCGACUUAUGCAUAGUUUAGGCAUAGAUAUUACACGAACUAGACAGUCAUUAGGAAACAGCAGUUAUGAUCAUCACGCUGCUAUUUAUUUCUUAUUACUUGAAAGAUUGAAGCAACAUCGUGUCACCAGUACGACGAAUAAUAUUUGCUGGCCCACGGUUGCUAGAUCAAAAGAAGAUAAAUUCAAGUCAAGAACAAGAGACGAGGUAAGCAGGGGAGGUAAACGCUUCAGUUCAACGAGCUCUUCGACCGAUGAAGGUUGUUGCAGUGCAGAAGGUGAUUUAGAAGAAGGACCAAGUGGCGACGAGUUGAGGGAAGCGCAAAUUAAAUUAGAAGAGCACAGGCUUGGCCUAGACCAUGACAUCAGCCAACGAAUCGACAGUCAAAUUGUCAAUCGAAGAUUAAGCGAUUACCAGCAACAUUUUGAUAGUCCACUUAUGGAUCCUAUUGAUCCUCCUAGUCGAACGACAUUAUUUCUUGCUGGUGGUAGCGGCAGCUCAUCGUCCGAUCUUUUCGAAUCUAGUUUUGAUUCCGGUUGCCCACCAGAUUAUACAGGAGCAAACUGUUUUACUAGUAGUUUACCUUCUUGUACUCCGCCACCACCUAAAAGUCCCUCUCCAAUAACUGGUAGAAUAUCCAGAGCCUCCCAAGGACGCAGAGCAUCAGAUGGUGGACCAAGAUUACUUUUCUGUCAACAAGGAGGCGGUGAUAGACCUACUACAAGGCAACGAAGUAUUCAAGAUUCUGGUAAAGCUAAAGGACAUUUAGAUCUUGUUCAUUUGAGACCACCAUCGACACCACCUCAAAAUCAACCACAAUUUAAAAUGCGUGGUGAUUCUGGUACCCAGUUACAACUUUUGGUACAACAACGUAUGUUACAACAGAAACGAAAUUUAUAUCACAGACACCGUGCAGGUGGAAGCCCAACACCAAUUCCAGUAUCGACGAAUGCAUCUAGUAGACGUAUCGAUCAUGUUUCGCGACAAGAUAGUUAUAAAAUGGCCCAGAGAACGCAAAUAUUACCACCUUUAUCUCAGGGACACGUCGAUCCUGAUUUUAAUAGAGAUAGAAAACGAGAAGAAGAAAGGUGGAAGAGUUUACCAUCUCGAUUAGCUGCAGAUUGUCAGUUAGCUGAACGGACGCUGUUAUGGAGUCAACAGGUCGGACUAGGUGGAGGUGCAUCAUAUUUGCCACCUGGCAGUGUUGGGGGCUUCUUAUGGCCCACUACAAACAACACGCAUUCAACCAUAUUUGAAAAUGCUGGGGAUCCAAUGGAAUGAAUAUCUGUCCUGUUGUAUUUAGUAAUAAUUUAGAGAUUUUGAGUCUGUAAAGCUAGAUUAAGAUACACAACCAUAAUAAACAAUAUUGCCUUCCUAGUCUUUCCACAUAAUGUUAUAUUAGUCUUAUUAUGUACAUUUGAUCUUAGAUUUGGAAGCAUGACGAGAGGGGUUUACUUGACGUAUACUUAUUAAAUAUUUCUUUAUAAUUAACGCUUUUACGUUAUGAAAAAAAAAAAAAUCAAUAUUGUAUUCUAGCUUACACACCCAGAAUCUCUAACCACGUGGAUAGUACAUGUUACUGGAUGUCAAAAAUUUAUAUGAUUUUUAUAAGCUCUCUUUGGUAGAAUACGAAUAUAUGGUCAUAAUAUUAUAUGACAAUGGAAAUUAUCCUGUACGCGCAGCAUACAUACAUCGUCGUUAUCAUAUCCAAUGGUACAGGGUUAAUCUUUUUAUGCAAAAUGCAAUAAUUAUUAUUAAGAUGUUAAAAUUGGUUUUGAAAAAAAGAAAAAAAAAAGAAAACAAACAAAAAAAAAAGAAAAACUAAAUCUUUGUCAUACAGUAGCAUGUGCGCCUGCCUUAUUACAUGACUGAUACGAUCAGUCAAAUAUCUAAUUAUAUCAUAGACUGAUAAUUAACAACAACAAACACCAAUCAAAUUGAUUUUGGAAAAUAAGCGGCAUAUGUCUUCUUUCGUAAAUGUUACUUCCCUCUGAUCCUUUAGGUUGAUUAUUUUAUCGGGCUAUAUCUGGCAGAAUAAUUCUAUCGCUUAUUAUUUUUAGAAAUAUAUUAUUAUUAUUUAUAUAUUACACGUAUAAUGAUAAUAAUAAUAACUCACACUGAAUUUCUACACCAUAUAAAUGUUACCAACGAUAUUCUCUACUGCCACUGAAUGAGAAGAAGAACGCAAGUGUUCAAAAACAAUGACGAGGUAUUAUAAACAUGUUUUUAGCUGUAAGCUGUAAGAAUAAAUGAAAAUUGUUACAUCGAUAAUAUGAGGGAAAACAUAUGCCACUUUAAAUUGUAUCUUCUUUUUCGACUAAUAAAAGAGAGUGGAAAUGGCAAUAGAACUAAUAAAACUAAUUGUUCGUUAAAAUGUUGCGUUGUUGUUGUUUUAAUUAGAAGAAAUAUUUUAAUAAUAUUGAAUGUACAAAAAUUAGAAUAUGUUUAAAUCCUUCCACUCUUCUUUAAUGGUGCAUAACGUUAACGUUAGGAAAUAAUCAUAAUAAAUAAAAGAAAACAAUAAUAUUAGUCGAUAAUAAAUUGUAGUUGGCAUGUAAGAAUACGAAAGAAGUGCUGCAUUCUGUAAAAAUGUUUAACACAGAAGUCAUUAAAAUAUAAAUAUAUAUAUAUAUAUAAAAUAUAAAUAUAUAUAUAUAUAUAUAUAUAUAUANUAUAUAUAUAUAUAUAUAUAUAUAUGCUUUACAAAUUUAUGCAUGAAAUGUUAUCAAAGCAAUCAGAUUUGAGAUGCUUCGUCUUAGUAGAAGAAAUAAAAAAAAGAAAAGUAACUCCAAUAAAAUAAAUAUAAAUACGAUAUUAGAAAGAUGGAUAGAACACCACUGAACAAUAAAGAAAAGAUCAAUUUAAUGGCAAUCAUUAUUAAAUUCAAUAUAUCUUAAUUGUCGCAACUGUUUUUCAUAAGAAGAAGAAGAAAAAAAAGAAGAAUAAAUGCAUAUAUACUUUUUAUAUGUUUCCAUAUUUUAAACAAUAGGUGUCAAUUUUACUCCACAGAUAUAAAAUCUCCAAAGCUCAAUAACAUCAAAAACAUUAUCAUAUGUUUUACAAUAAUAAAUAAUAACGAACGAAUGAACACCUAAAGAACAGAGAGUACAUUUUUUUAAAAACAAAGCUUUUGUAUUUUUACAUAGAAUUUUUUAGCUUUGCACGAUCGUCUAUUAUAUCUGUUAGGAAAGGAUGAUGAUGAUGAUACAUAAGUAAAACGAAAUGGUAUCGAGAGAAAAAGAAAAAAACAAUGUUUUUACAUUUUGAUAUGAAUACAGCACUUUUUAAUGCAAAUAAUACGUAAUCUUAGAGUUUAGUAGUUUUUAGUCAGUAGAGUGCAAUACCGGCCGCGCACAACUGACAACAACGAUUUUACUAUUCGAAUUUUCUGUCAUUUUUUACCCAAAGGAAGAUGAUUAAAAAAAAAAAAAAAAACAAGAAGGAAGA